Molecule: messenger RNA, 2174 nt
Organism: Malania oleifera
Lineage: Eukaryota; Viridiplantae; Streptophyta; Magnoliopsida; Santalales; Ximeniaceae
Product: glucose-6-phosphate isomerase, cytosolic
Exons: 24
Coding region: 243-1928 (561 amino acids)
Biological process (GO): glycolytic process; gluconeogenesis; glucose 6-phosphate metabolic process
Cellular component (GO): cytosol
Molecular function (GO): glucose-6-phosphate isomerase activity; carbohydrate derivative binding; monosaccharide binding
Source: RefSeq, a predicted model, not a curated record
UUGGUGGGUAUAUUAUAUGUGCGGUCUCAUCAGCAGCGAUUGACACCUAUAGCCGGCACACGUGAGCGUGGAGAACUUCGUUUGGUCAGCUGCGAGCCUCGCAGCUUCUGCAUUGCUUCCAUAUUUAUCUUCUUCGUUUGGUUGAGAGCGGGCAAUUUUCUACUUUCACAAAUCUCUGUCGCCUUCAGGAAUCUGUGUAUCAUCACGUCCUUUUUGUUCAUUCGAAGUUCGAGUAGCUGCUAAUGGCUUCGCCCACUCUAAUCUGCGACACACAGCCAUGGAAGGAGUUGACGGCCCAUACCGAAGAUGUUAAGCGGACUCAUUUACGCGAUCUGAUGAGCGAUCCUGAGCGAUGUGCAUCAAUGAUGGUUGACUUUGAGGGGAUACUGUUGGACUACUCACGGCAGUGUGCUACUCUUGAUACAAUGGAUAAGCUCUUCAAAUUGGCAGAGGCGGCGCAUCUCAAACAAAAGAUAAACAGCAUGUUCAAUGGGGAGCGUAUAAACAGCACAGAGAAUAGGGCAGUGCUUCAUGUAGCACUGCGUGCUUCACGAGAUGCAGUUAUACAAUGUGAUGGGAAGAAUGUAGUUCCAGAUGUUUGGCAAGUUUUGGACAAGAUCCGUGACUUUUCGGAGACAGUCCGCAUUGGUGCCUGGGUUGGAGCUACAGGGAAACCAUUGAAGGAUGUUGUUUCUAUUGGUAUUGGUGGCAGCUUCUUAGGUCCUCUUUUUGUGCACACGGCUCUCCAAACAGAUUCAAAGGCUCUUGAAUGUGCAAGAGGGCGUCAAUUGCGUUUUCUUGCAAAUGUUGAUCCAAUUGAUGUUGCUAGGACCAUCCAUGGACUGAACCCUGAAACCACACUUGUUGUCGUGGUUUCAAAGACUUUCACAACAGCUGAAACUAUGUUAAAUGCUCGUACAUUAAGGGAAUGGAUAUCAGCUGCUCUUGGGCCUGCUGCUGUUGCAAAGCAUAUGGUGGCUGUUAGUACUAAUCUUUCGCUUGUAGAAAAAUUUGGCAUUGACCCCAAUAAUGCUUUUGCUUUCUGGGACUGGGUUGGAGGCCGAUAUAGUGUUUGCAGUGCUGUUGGAGUAUUGCCUUUAUCUCUCCAAUAUGGUUUCUCCAUUGCUGAAAAGUUCCUAGAGGGAGCUUCAAGCAUUGAUAAGCAUUUCUAUUCAGCACCAUUUGAGAAGAACGUACCUGUGCUUUUAGGUUUGUUGAGCGUAUGGAAUGUUUCGUUCCUUGGGUAUCCUGCAAGAGCCAUCUUACCCUAUUCACAAGCUCUGGAGAAAUUUGCCCCACAUAUUCAACAGGUUAGCAUGGAGAGUAAUGGCAAAGGGGUGUCAAUUGAUGGCCUGCCGCUUCCCUUUGAGGCAGGUGAAAUUGAUUUUGGCGAACCAGGAACAAAUGGUCAGCACAGCUUUUACCAAUUAAUUCACCAGGGACGUAUUAUUCCUUGUGAUUUCAUCGGUAUUGUCAGGAGUCAACAACCUGUGUACCUGAAGGGAGAAGUGGUGAGCAACCACGAUGAGCUCAUGUCCAACUUUUUUGCACAGCCAGAUGCCCUUGCUUAUGGGAAGACCCCAGAACAAUUGCAGAAGGAAAAUAUUCCCAAGCAUCUUAUUCCUCACAAGACCUUUUCUGGGAAUCGGCCUUCUCUCAGCCUACUCCUUCCAUCAUUGAAUGCUUAUAACAUUGGACAGUUGUUGGCAAUUUAUGAACAUAGAAUUGCUGUGGAAGGUUUUGUAUGGGGUAUCAAUUCUUUUGACCAGUGGGGAGUUGAGUUGGGGAAGUCAUUGGCUUCUCAAGUCAGAAAGCAGCUGCAUGCGUCUCGUACAAAACAAGAACCAAUUGAGGGCUUUAAUGUCAGCGCUACUACAUUGUUAACAAGAUAUCUAGAGGCAAGCUCGGAUGUCCCGUCUGGUCCUUAGACUCAUAUUCCACUGAUGUAGUUGCUUCUUCAAGUUUGGUCAGUGUCGUCUGAUGAACGUUAAAUACUCAUAUUCCACUGAUGUAGUUGCUUCUUCAAGUUUGGUCAGUGUCGUCUGAUGAACUCUUUAACGUUGGGAUACCAAUAAGCUUCAGUGAAUUUAGGAGCACAGGUUUUUUGUUACCUAGUAACCUCAAACUGUGAACUUUGUUUUAAUGAUUUGCGAAUUGAAAACGUUUAUCUUGAA